GACGUCAUCUUAUUGCUAUUUGGCAGAAGAUUGUUCACAUUUUCAAUCAAAUUGAAAGCAUAUGAUUGUUCACACAGCUUACUAGCUGGAUUUCGAUCCUCUGUCUCAUACUUCAUGAUCUUGGUUUUCUAAUGAGAAAUCCUCUGCAAUCCUUGUUAUGUUUUUGUCAAGUAUCUGAAAGGAAACUAAAGAAGAUCAAACACCCGAAGAGCAGUGGGAAAUUAGCUAAAUCAUCACUUCCAGAACACCUAUGCCUUCGAUUUUCACUCCACGAGAUCAGAGCUGCUACCCACAACUUCGACUCCGAUUUGGUUAUCGGUAAAGGUGGCAGUGCAGAUGUAUACAAAGGGUUUUUCGACGAUGGGGCAUCGGUUCUCGCUGUGAAACGCUUUUUGGCCGGAUCUUCAAGACAGGAACGACUCGAAGACUUUCACAAUGAGGUGCAGCUACUUUGCCAGCUGCGCCACCAAUAUAUUGUUCCUAUGAUCGGGUUCUGCGAUGAGGAAGACGAGAAGAUCAUAGUGUACGAUUACAUGAGCCAGGGAUCGCUCUUCGAUCAUCUCCAUGGUACUCAUCAUCACCCCCUCCCUUGGAAAAAAAGACUAGAGAUUUGCAUAGGUGUAGCUCGUGGAUUACACUAUCUCCAUGCUGGAGCAAAGCGUGCAGUGAUCCACCGUGACAUCAAGACAAGAAACAUUCUUUUGGACGACCAAAUGGUUGCCAAGAUUGCCGAUUUCACAUUGUCCAAGAUCGGUCCUUUUAGUUUAUCGAACGCUCCAAUCAGAAUCGAGCUACCUCCUCUCGAUGAAAUCGAAAUAGAAACAAGUCGAACUAGGCUCUUUGGAACUUUGGGUUAUUUGGCUCCUGAGCUUUUCGUUGAUGCUACACUUGUGACAGACAAAUUAGACGUUUACUCAUUUGGGGUUGUGUUGUUUGAAGUGAUUAGUGGUAGAAAAGCAAUAAAGUUUGAUGCGGGUGUUCAUGAUCAUCGAAAUAUAAUUCCUUGGGCUAAGGAACACAUAAAGAACGGAACCUUUUAUCAGAUUGUCGACCCGUGUCUUAGAGGGAAAAUAGCUCCGAGUUGCUUAGGGAAAUUUCUGGAGAUUGCUCUAAGCUGCGUCCAUGUUCAGGAACAUAAACGACCUGCUCUCGGUGAAGUGGAGACGACAUUAGAGCUUGUUUUGGAGCUGCAAAACAGAGCAGACAUCGAAAUGGAGUGCCUUGAUCCCCAUGGAGAAUUUGACUUUGGAGAAUUUGACUUUGAGUAUUCAUUUAGCUGCAAUUCUGAUGAGAUAUUGUCAGACAUGGAAGAGUUGGAGUGCCUCGAUCCCCAUGGAGAAUUUGACUUUGAGUAUUCAUUUAGCUGCAAUUCUGAUGGGAUAUUGUCAGACGUGGAAGAGUUGUGCAGAUAGCUUAAGAUCUGAGGACCCAAUUUCGCACACCGAAAGAUAUUCAAUCUGGGUGUAAUCAGGUGAGAUGUUUCUUAGCUUUCACCCCCUUCUUUGGCAAGCAACGUUUGUUGAGCAAUAGAGAGAGAGCAUUUUAGGUUAUUUUUAUGUGCUAUGGUGUGGAAAUAGCUAUGGUUUGGGAGUAGUUGACUAACACUUGAUCAAAUCAUGAAGUACAUAACUCUGUUGGACAAAUGCCAUUCUAAACUUUGUUAUUUCUACAUGCUAGCGAUGUUAAAAGCUUUUUUUUAUUUCUUUUCUACCAGAAUUAAACCUUAAAGUGUAAAC
This is a messenger RNA of Hibiscus syriacus, 1736 nucleotides long. Its product is annotated as receptor-like protein kinase FERONIA. Gene Ontology annotation, molecular function: transmembrane receptor protein tyrosine kinase activity; ATP binding. Gene Ontology annotation, cellular component: plasmodesma; plasma membrane. The record is from RefSeq and is a predicted model, not a curated record. The transcript has a single exon. Gene Ontology annotation, biological process: protein autophosphorylation. Lineage: Eukaryota; Viridiplantae; Streptophyta; Magnoliopsida; Malvales; Malvaceae. Bases 132 to 1412 code for a protein of 426 amino acids.